UCCCGCCAGCCGCUCCGCAGAUCAUGGCCCCGGCGGCGGCCCCGGCGGCGUUUGCCCCCCAACUCGGCCAGGACCUGAUGACCCCGGAGCCCCACUUCCUUCCUGGCUACGGCGGUUACUGUCCCCGCUACAAGUUCACCCUGGGCCAGACUUACGGGAAGCUCACGUGGCAGCUGCUGGCCGCCCCCAGCCGCUCGGGCCGGCCGCUCCUGCAGCCCAGCUGCGCCCCGAAGGAGCGCCCGGGGCUCGGCCGGAGGGCCCGGGGCAAAGGCUGCGGCGGGGUCCCGGGCUAUACCGGAUUCGUCCCCAGGGCCCAGCACCACUUUGCCAAGACCUAUGGAGAAAUCUGCAGGCAGGCCUGGCUGGAGUUUGGGCCACAGCGGGGCCAAGCCGGGGAGGGGACCGAAGCCCCCCAGCUGGAAAAUGGACCUCGCCCUGCCCUGCCCACGGCUGGCACGGAUGCUGCUGCUGCCCCCCUGGCUUUCGGGGCCCCAGGCAGGCCCCCUGCGUGGGAGAGGACCUUCCUUCCAGGCUUCACCGGCUAUGUGCCUCGGCUCCAGUUCCUGAUCGGAGCAGGCUUCCCCGUUCUGGCCCACCGGGCCAUGCUGGAGUUUGAGGAGAUGCUGGGCAAAACCGGGCGGGACUCUUCCCAGAGGGGGGAUCCCCUCCCGCCCCUGGCCAAGACGUACCCCACAGACAGGGGCCUCCUGCCCCACUACAGAGGCUACGUGCCAGGUUACAAGUUCCAAUUCGGCCACACCUACGGCCACCUCACCCGUGACGCCCUGGGCCAAACCACCUUGGAGAAGCAGGUGCGGGACGUCACACAGUAGAGGAAUUCGUGGCUCCCUCGCCAGCACCCUCUCAGAGCCCACUGCGCCAUCCUGCGUGGGCUGUGGCCGCGUAACACAGGCUGUGGGGCUGCUGGUGCCAGAGGCUCCCCAGAUUUCUGGGGCUCUUGAGCUGCCCGUCUCCGGAUCCAUGGCACUCCGAAAGGCACCGAGUUCCCGGGAGCCCCGUUUUCCUAGCUGGGAGGCCAUUUCCCUGGGAGGGGAGGGGCUGCGCCUGCUUCUGAGCCCCUUGGCAAGAAGCAGAAGGGAACCCCUGGGGUCCCGGGGGGUGAUCACUCUACACAGGAGGUGGAAGGGCUUCAGUGGAGGCCAGCUGUGCCCCCUCACCACGCGGUACCUUCAUAUGCCUUCUCUGCCCUCAGUGGCGCCUGGAUCCCCCUCUGACACCCUGUGGCGCAAAGGACCUUUCACCAGCCAGGUUCAGGCCCUGGCAAGGGUUAACCCAUGCCUUGGUGACCGCCCUCCAUUAUGGGCCCCCCUGUGGCUGCUGCAUUGGGGUGCUGCGGGAGGGAGGAGGUGCGUCCGAGGCGGGGCCACCCAUGGGCUUCCCCUGGCAGCACAGCUCCCCACCCUGGGGACGGCCGUGCCUUCAGCCCGGAGGGCUCAUAGGGAGGACCCAAUGCCAGGGCAAGGUGACCUUUGGCUUCCAGGCUCUAAGCCAGAACGGUGGCACGAGACACAAGCCAGGACCCCCGCAAAUCACACCAUCGCAACCUGUGGAGCAAAGAGCGUGCCCUCCGAGUGCCCAGGAUC
Messenger RNA from Pseudonaja textilis, 1604 nucleotides. The record is from RefSeq and is a predicted model, not a curated record. Lineage: Eukaryota; Metazoa; Chordata; Lepidosauria; Squamata; Elapidae.